Prunus armeniaca (apricot) is the source of this 456-nucleotide messenger RNA. The record is from the annotation of a GenBank genome assembly. Lineage: Eukaryota; Viridiplantae; Streptophyta; Magnoliopsida; Rosales; Rosaceae.
AUGUAUCACCUUCAAAAGAGAGUAGUUUUUCUUGUUAGGGGCAUGCGGAACUCGUCUGUUGUUGUCCCCUCUUCUGCUCAGCUUGAUGAGCUAACAAAGAAGAAUGCUGAUAUGAUCGACAAGCUCUCGAACGAGCAAAUUCGUCAUGAUGCCAGGAUGUCCGAGAUGAAUGAGAGUCGGUCUGAGCUGAAAAGUUCCCUUGGCCAAAGAGAUGGUGAGAUCAAGUCCAUUGUUGCUACCCUGCUCAAACGCAAGGAAGCCUACUUUCUCCUUGAACACAAGUAUGUCAUUUUGGCCCAAAGCCAUGACAAGCUAUUGGCCAAGUUCGACUUCCUCGUCGAAGCCGUUGAGGCGUCCAAGCAUGAGGUUACUGCCAAUGCAUACAAGCUGGGAUACUUGGACUGCAUGAAACGCACCUUUCCUUAUUGCCUCAUCGUAGAUGAAGAUGCCAAGUAG